This is a messenger RNA of Ipomoea triloba (trilobed morning glory), 932 nucleotides long. RefSeq lists its product as uncharacterized. The coding region runs from base 1 to 768 and encodes 255 amino acids. The transcript has 9 exons. Lineage: Eukaryota; Viridiplantae; Streptophyta; Magnoliopsida; Solanales; Convolvulaceae. The record is from RefSeq and is a predicted model, not a curated record.
AUGGCGGGAAGCGAUUCGCAGAAGCAACUGCUAACUCUGAUUCGUGACUUUGCUUCUGAAAAAUCUCAAGGAGAGCGAAGAAUCUCGAAUCUGAAGAACCGAAUUGGAGAGCUUCGAUCCGAGAUCGAGUCUGCGACUGCGAACAUCGAAGAAGCUAAGCAGAUCAAGGAAUCAAUAGAGCAAGAGCUUAAAGGAUAUGAAGUCGAGUUGGCCAUGACUGAGGCUUCAAUCCAAACCCUGGAGGCGAGGAUUGCUUCUACUCAAGAUGAGAUAUCAACCAUUGGAUCUAAUCUCGACGCUCUUAAGAAUGAAGAAGGUGCAACAAGAGAUGAUUUCAUAAAGAGAAUGUUUGGGCUCAAUGAAGAAAUAAGGAAACUCUAUGAGUCAAUAGCCUUAGCUUUCAGCCAAGAUAAUUUCAGUCAGACAACAUCACACUCUGGUCUUGAAAAGUCCAAUGAAGAAGAGACUGAGCUAGCUAAGAGGGAUCUUGAGAAUAAGCUUGCUCAACUAGAUAGUCAGAUCACUAUGGAGGAAGAAGAAUACAAAACAAUGCAGAAUGUGCAUAAGCAGGUUCAAGAGGAGUUAUGUAUGGUGGAAAGGAGAGCAUUGCUGAUGGAUGCAACAAUGAAAGUAAGUGCAGAACUGCAGGAGUUGAAUAAGCAGAGUUCAUUGUUGGAGAAUGAAUACAAUUCCCUCUGUGAUGAACUGCAAAGGAAGUCGUUAUGUCCUAGAUGCCAUCAAGACAAUUCAGAGGAAUUGGGUGGUUAGAUCUGUGUUGCCAUAAAGAGGUUUGAUCUGUUCUGUACAGUUGAGACUAGAGAGUUUUGAGUCCUCUGAUCUGAUCUGAUCUAUUCCCACAUAACUAUGUUGUGGCUUUGAAGACCAUACUUAAUAUCCAUUAAAUGCAAAAUGCCUGUUACGUUGCUUUGAGA